Messenger RNA from Closterium sp. NIES-65, 1992 nucleotides. The record is from the annotation of a GenBank genome assembly. Lineage: Eukaryota; Viridiplantae; Streptophyta; Zygnematophyceae; Desmidiales; Closteriaceae.
AUGGACUGUGCUGCAGCCAUGCAACCUUCCACUGAGGCGCUCUCUUAUCGUAUCGGAGGCAUGCUGGGCAUCCUCGUUAGUAGCAUUAUCGGUUUCUCCCUGCCAUUCCUGCUGCGUGGGCGCCACAAGACGCUGCUGUUCUUCUUCCGCGCCUCUGCUGCUGGCAUUGUUCUGGCUGUAGCCAUCGUGCACAUCUUCCCUGGCGCACAGGAGGCGCUGUCCAACCCAUGCCUCGACUUCUCUGCGUCCUCCUUCCCCUGGGCGCCCGUCUUCAUCCUCUUCUCCGCGCUCUGCUCCUUCCUCGUUGAGUGCUACCUCAAGAAGCUCCUCCUCCUCUCCUGGCGCCGCAGAAACGCCUCUGCUUCUGCUGCAUCUCCCACCGCCUCUGCUGCCGCCGCCGCUGCUGCUGCAGCUGCUGCUGGUGGUUUUGGUGGGAGCAGCAGGAGUGGCGGUAAGAAGCGGAGGCAGGGUGCGGGUGGUGUGGGUCGAGUGGCGCGAGCUGUUGCUGCGUUGCUGGCUGGUGGGAGGCGCAAGGGAGCGGGAAUCAGCAAAGGCGGCCAUGGCAGUAUGAGCAUGAGCCGGGGUAGUGGCACUGGCAGGGGCAGCAGCAAGAAGGAUGCGGGCAGUAGCCCUGAUGUGGCAUGCCAUGCCGUAUCAAGCCAUGUGUCCCCCUCAUGCUGUGACGCCCCAUGCAGUGCUGUCCCUGCUGCUGCUGCUUGUCAUGACAAGGCAUGCCACGAUGCUGCAUGCCAUGACAUCCCAUGCCACGAAGUGGUGUGCCAUGAUGCCACCUGUCAUGAUGCCACGUGUCCGGACGUGACUUGCCCCGAUGCUAUCUGCAACGACUGCCCAGAAUCCACCUGUCACAGCACUGCAUGCCACGAGAUCACAUGCCAUGACGCCACCUGUCCUGACUCCACCUGUCAUGAAACCACCUGCCAAGGAAUCACUUGCCCAGACACAACCUGUCCAGAUAACGCCUGCCGUGGUGUCACCUGCAUGGAAGCCACCUGCCCCUCUGCUGCCUGUGUUCAAUCCCAGUGCAUUGGGACCAAGUGUGCGGAUUCCACUUGCACUGACGCUAAGUGCAUGGAAGCCAAGUGCACGGACGCGCAGUGCUUAACUAAGUGCUGCGAGUCCAAGUGCCCCGCGUGCCCCGACUGUGCCCUUGACGUGAGAGGUGGGGAGGAGGAAAAGGCAGCAAUGAAAACCGGGAAAGCGGCGGAGUGGGAGGAGCAGGAGGGGCGGGAGGAGAGUGAGGAGAGUGAGGAGAGGCAGAUGAGGGAGGCGGUGGCGCUGUCGUCGCUGCGAGCAGUGGCGUACACGCUGGAGGCCGGUAUCAUCUUCCACUCCAUCUUCAUUGGCAUCGCACUCGGGGCGAACCAUGACAGCGCCGAGAUCAAGGGCCUAGCCAUUGCCCUCGUCUUCCACCAGGGCUUUGAGGGCAUAAGUCUUGGUACUGCGGUUGCUCCGUGCCGCUUCUCUCACCUCAAGACCCUGUUCAUGGGGCUGCUUUUCGCAUUCACCACGCCUCUGGGCGUGGCUAUAGGAUUGGCCGUCCAUUCUUCGUAUAACUCCAACAGCCAGGCAGCUCUUGCGACUGAGGGCGCGUUCAAUGCCAAGCACAAGGACGUGGCAGGGCGGAUCGCUGUGGAGAACCCAAAUGCGCCCAGAAAGGCCACAAAGCACAAGGGCGUUGCAGGGCUGAUCGCAGUGGAGAACCCAAAUGCGCCCAGAAAGGCUGCGGUCAAGAUUUCCCAGGCGGAUACCAAUGCCACCACUCAACUCUCUCGCCGUGAAAGGGAGGAGAUAGAGAAGGAAAGGUCAAAGGAGCGGUACAUGAAGCUGCAGGAGCAGGGCAAGACAGAGCAGUCUAAAAAGGACCUUGAACGCUUAGCUCUUAUUCGCCAGCAACGGGAAGAGGCGGCUAAGAAGAAAGAGGAGGAGCGCUUGGCAAAGGAGGCCAAGAAACUAGAAGCUCGCAAAAGAUGA